Molecule: messenger RNA, 1320 nt
Organism: Salarias fasciatus (jewelled blenny)
Lineage: Eukaryota; Metazoa; Chordata; Actinopteri; Blenniiformes; Blenniidae
Gene: mmachc
Product: metabolism of cobalamin associated C
Exons: 5
Coding region: 7-807 (266 amino acids)
Biological process (GO): cobalamin metabolic process
Cellular component (GO): cytoplasm
Molecular function (GO): FAD binding; cyanocobalamin reductase (cyanide-eliminating) (NADP+) activity; demethylase activity
Source: RefSeq, a predicted model, not a curated record
ACAACAAUGGCGGCUUCCAUCGACGAUGUUGAAAGUAUCACCGGACAGCUGGACAACCGUUUGUCAAAACUGGGCUUUGAAGUGUAUCCUCUAAAGGUCGGCUGGUAUAACUCUGUGCUGUCUCCGUCUCUGCGGCUGUCUUACCCGGAUGACAGCUUGGCUGUGCUGCUGCUGAGCACUCCUGCCAUGUUUGAACAGGCCUUCUUGCCCUUCAUGGAGCAGAAGAGCUGUCAGGGGCUGACUGACCCCAUAGACCAGUGUGUGAAGCACUGUGUCUCUUCUGCUGUCACACAGUGUUUCUCAGGACAGAAUGUAGAUGUGAGGUACGACUAUGAGCUUCUGCCCAGCAGGAUGCCAAAGUUCUUGGCACAGACUGCUGCACAUGUGUCUGGAGCAGCUUUCUACUACCAGCAGCCUGAUGUCACAGACCAGCCAUGGGGACAAAAGAAAAUGUUCGGAGUGUGCGUGCACCCCAGGUUUGGGGGUUGGUUUGCCCUUCGAGCUUUGCUGGUGUUUGGAGAUGUACAGGUGGGCGCUGAGCUGGUGCAGCCUGCGCCUCCUGACUGUGUGCCUUCCAGAGAGGACAGGAUCAAGCUGCUGGAGGCGUUCAACUUCCACUGGCAGGAUUGGAGCUACAGAGACAUUAUCCCUUCAGUCCAGAAGUACUCUGACAAACAGAAGGAGUACUUCUCCACUCCCCCUGCUCAGCGGCUUGCUUUGCUCCGGACUUGGGGUCUACUCCCAAGUGAAGAUAAUUCACCUGAUGCUCCCUCAGACACACUGAUCCAGCUGAGUGGACAUGGCUAAAAGAGCGGCUGAAGCACACUCCCCUCCCCAUCGGCACGGAAACACACAAGUUUGGAUGUAAGAUUUUGAGAUGAUUUGGGAAAAUACUUGAAUUUGCAUGGCUGCUAUUAUAUUGUAUUUUUAAUCAGAUGCUCACACCACCUUAAAGUGUCGUGUUAUAUGUGCCGUGAUAACUCAACCCUGUCAGCACGGAAAUAGACAGGUUUGGAUCUUGUAAGAUUUUGAGAUUAAUUUGAGAAAAUACUUGAAUGUGGAGUUACUGGGAAUGGCUCCGGUGCCCCACGAUGCUGAAAAGGAUAAGCUGCUCAAGAAAAUGAAUGAAUUACUUUGAUAUGCAUGGCUCCUAUUAUAUUGUACUUUUAAUCAGAUGCUCAAAGUACUUUAAAAUACAAGGGGGUACCCAAAAGAAACCGGAAUUUGGUCACAAAAUAAUAAUAAUGAGUUUCGACUUCUGGCUGUCAGAUGUGCUGCAGGUAAGCCUCGUGCAUAUCUGUGAAAAAGCUGAGCUCCCAG